This is a messenger RNA of Cokeromyces recurvatus, 1151 nucleotides long. Its product is annotated as rab-GTPase-TBC domain-containing protein. The transcript has 7 exons. Gene Ontology annotation, molecular function: GTPase activator activity. The record is from RefSeq and is a predicted model, not a curated record. Gene Ontology annotation, biological process: activation of GTPase activity. NCBI's taxonomy places the organism in Eukaryota, Fungi, Mucoromycota, Mucoromycetes, Mucorales, Mucoraceae. The coding region runs from base 1 to 783 and encodes 260 amino acids.
AUGGAACAAGAUGAAGCUUUAUCCAUAUUCAAUGAUUUUAAAGAGAUCUUACAAUCUGAAGUUUAUGUUGAUCUUGAAAGAUUACGACUAUUAGCUAGACAUGGCAUUCCAAACGAAUUACGUGGGCAAGUUUGGAAAUAUCUUCUUGGAGUAGAACAAGCAGAUCGAUCCAAAGAACUCACUAGUUCAAAAGCAAGACAUGAAGAAUAUGAACAAAUGGAUAAAGAAGAUUCAGAAAUAGCAAAAAAGAUUAGAGGAGAAGUAUAUCGAUUUCAAGCACGAACACCUGAAUUAGCAGGAAAACAUUAUGUAGAUAAAUUUGUGAAUAUUAUAACUGCUUAUUUAAUUGCAAAUCGAGAUGUUGAAUAUUAUCCUGCUCUUAUUACUUUAUGUGCACCAUUCAUAUAUGCUCUUGAUAAAGAAUGUGACGCUUAUUUUUGCUUUGAACGACUUUUACAAACGAUUGAAGAAGAAGUUAAUUUAAAUGAAUUUACAACUUCUUGGUUACAGUAUUUAUUAUCAAAAGAAUUAAAAUUUCAAAAUUUAAUUAGAUUAUGGGAUGCAUACUUUUCUAUACCUGAUCCAUUAGAAUUUCAUCCAUUUGUUUGUCUUGCGAUAUUAAGACAUGCAAGAGAAAAUUUGGAAGAUCUUGAACAGUCUGAGAUUAGGACAAUGUUACUUCGUCUUCCAUUUAUGGAUAUGCGACCAAUACUUGCUGAUGCAUACAAUCUGCGGAAUGAAACAAUAGAAAGACAAUUAUUUGAAGAAAGUGAAAUGCUAUAAAAAAAUCUACAUGUUGUAUAAAAGUUUACUUUAUUAACUGGGAUCUUCCUCCUUCUAUUAUUUUGUGUAACUGUUACAAUAUAAUUUGUGCCUACCAUGUCCUAUUGCUGAAUUCGACCAAAUAAAAACUAAUACUUGUGCAUUGAUAUUUUUACAUCCAUGAUAAAAAGACUUUGCCCUCCUUUUUUUUUCUUAACGCUAACAAGCAAAAAAUAGAUCAAGACAUUAUGCCAUACUCCAUAAAAGCAGUAGUAUAAGUUGUAUACGAAGAAAUGUGUAUAAUAAAAAAAAGUUCUUGUAUAUUUUUAUCCGGAGUAAAGGAUAGACUCUCAUUAUAGAAUACUUGUAUGUCUUUUAUCAACUUGAAA